AUGAGUUGCGGGGCCAGCACAUUGAAGUUGCUCUGCAUCUGGAUCUGUUCCCGACUGGAUAGCAUAAUGGGCACCAAUUAUUCCACAGUAACUGAGUUCAUUCUAACUGGCUUUUCCAGAAGGCCUGACCUUCAAACAUUUCUCUUCUUCCUUUUUCUUCUUAUAUAUAUUUUUACAGUUGUGGGAAACAUUGGAAUAAUAUUUCUUGUGUACCACAACUCCAAGUUCCACACUCCCAUGUACUAUUUUAUAGGUAAUUUAGCUUUCUUAGACCUCUGCUACUCAGCAGAUAUUACGCCCAAAAUGCUAGCAGAUCUAGUAUCAGAGCAGAAAACUAUCUCCUAUAGUGGCUGUGCUAUUCAGCUCUUCUUUUUCUCUGCUUUAGGCAGCACUGAAUGUGUUCUUUUUGCUGUUAUGGCUUAUGAUCGCUAUAUUGCUAUCUGCAACCCUUUAAACUAUACCUUAUUUAUGAUGGAAAAGACAUGUGUAGGGUUAGUGGCAGCAUCUUAUACUGUUGGUUUUUUACACUCUUUAAUUGAAACUUCUUGCACGUUUCAUCUUUCCUUUUGUGCAUCUAAUAUCCUUCACCAUUUUGCUUGUGAUUUUCCACAAUUACUGAGCAUUUCCUGUACAGACUCUGCCGCAAAUGAAAUUGUCCUGUUUGUUUUCUCAUCAUCUGUCACAAUGCCUUCAGUUAUAAUUAUUCUUGCAUCGUAUAUUUCUGUUUUUAUGGCAAUUUUUAAGAUUAACACAACAGAGGGAAGACAAAAACCAUUUUCAACCUGUGCCUCACACAUAACUGCAGUUGCAUUGCUUUAUGGUACGGUUCUUUAUGUUUAUCUCAAACCCAGAUCUUCCACUGAGACUGUGAGCAUGGCAACAGUGUUUUAUACAGUGAUCCUUCCCAUGUUAAAUCCAAUUAUCUAUAGCUUGAGAAAUAAGGAAAUUAAAGUUGCCCUAAAAAAAUAUAUAAAAAUAUUUUUUACCAAAAAAACCCUAAAAACUAUUCCAUUACAGUAA
Molecule: messenger RNA, 1020 nt
Organism: Xenopus laevis (African clawed frog)
Lineage: Eukaryota; Metazoa; Chordata; Amphibia; Anura; Pipidae
Product: olfactory receptor 5F1
Exons: 2
Coding region: 1-1020 (339 amino acids)
Source: RefSeq, a predicted model, not a curated record